AGGGAGGGAGGGAGGGUGGCGCGGCGGCGAAGCGGCCCGGGCCGGCCGAUCAGCCAUGGGCGCCGGGGUGCCGGGUCCCCCGAGAGCCAAGGCCCCCGGCCGGGGUGGGGGGCGCCUGGGCUGCCAGCCCCGCUGACACCGCCUCGGACGAUGUGAGCCGCUGCUUCGCGGGCAGGACGCGCGGUCCCACUGGCCCUGGCCGCCGCUUUUCCCAUUUGGGUGGGGGCGACCGUACCAGGCCGCUGGGGCUUUGCAAGAGGGGCUGGUUAUCUUUGGCAGCUUGACUGGGGGAGGCGACCCACACAGGGCGCUUGAUUUUUUUUAGAGCGGGGUUAACUGUUUCUGGCAGCUUGGUUUUGGGGGAAGCCUAAAAAAAGGCCUCUCGUUUUCUUUUUUUCGGGGGGGAGGGGACGGUGGUCCCGACUUGGCCAGCCGCCUGUUGGAGCGAGGGAGCGGGAAGCGAGGGGAUGCGAACCCGGCUCCCCCCACCAUGAUGAAGACGGAGCCGCGGGGGCCCGGGGGUCCCCUCCGGAGCGCCUCUCCGCACCGCAGCGCAUACGAGGCGGGCAUCCAGGCUCUGAAGCCGCCCGACGCGCCCGGGCCCGACGAGGCACCCAAGGCAGCCCACCACAAGAAAUAUGGCUCCAAUGUCCACCGCAUCAAAAGUAUGUUCCUGCAGAUGGGCACGACGGCCGGGCCGCCGGGUGAGGCGGGCGGCGGCGCGGGCUCCACCGAGGCCCCGCGGGCGCCAGAGCGCGGCGUGCGCCUGUCGCUGCCGCGGGCCAGCAGCCUGAACGAGAACGUGGACCAUAGCGCCCUGCUCAAGCUGGGCACCAGCGUGUCGGAGCGCGUGAGCCGCUUCGACUCUAAGCCCGCGCCCUCCGCGCAGGCAGCGCCGCCGCCGCAUCCGCCGUCCCGGCUGCAGGAGACGCGGAAGCUGUUCGAACGGAGCGUCCCGGCGGCCGCGGGCGGCGACAAGGAGGCCGCGGCGCGGCGGCUGCUGAGGCAGGAGCGCGCCGGCCUGCAGGACCGGAAGCUGGACGUCGUGGUGCGCUUCAACGGCAGCACAGAGGCUCUGGACAAGCUGGACGCCGACGCCGUGUCGCCGACGGUCAGCCAGCUCAGCGCAGUCUUUGAGAAGGCCGACUCGAGGACCGGCCUCCACCGUGGGCUCGGGCUCCCUAGGGCGGCGGCCGCAGGAGCUCCCCAGGUCAACUCGAAGCUGGUCAGUAAGAGAUCUCGGGUGUUCCAGCCGCCACCGUCCGCCCCGUCGGGGGAUGCCCCAACCGAGAAGGAGCGCGGCCCCGGAGGGCAGCAGCCCCCACAGCACCGAGUGGCCCCCGCCAGGCCGCCCCCUAAGCCCCGGGAGGUGCGCAAGAUUAAGCCGGUGGAGGUGGAGGAGAGUGGGGAGUCGGAGGCCGAGGCGGCACCUGGGGAGGUGAUCCAGGCGGAGGUGACGGUCCACGCGGCCCUGGAGAAUGGCAGCACCUUGGCAACCACAGCCGGCCCAGCGCCCGAGGAGCAGAAGGCGCAAGCGGCCCCGGAGGAGGAGGCGGCGGCGACCGUAGGGGCGCCUGAGAGAGGCUUAGGCAAUGGCCGGGCCCCGGACUUGGCCCCGGAGGAGGCCGAUGAGUCCAAGAAGGAGGACUUCUCAGAGGCAGACUUGGUGGACGUGAGCGCCUACAGUGGGCUGGGGGAGGACUCUGGGGGCAGUGCCCUGGAGGAGGACGACGAAGAAGACGAGGAGGAUGGGGAGCCCCCCUAUGAACCCGAGUCCGGGUGCGUGGAGAUUCCAGGGCUCUCGGAGGAAGAGGACCCGGCCCCGAGCAGGAAGAUCCAUUUUAGCACAGCGCCCAUUCAAGUAUUCAGCACCUACUCUAAUGAGGACUAUGAUCGUCGCAACGAGGAUGUGGAUCCCAUGGCAGCCUCUGCCGAGUACGAGCUGGAGAAGCGGGUGGAGAGGUUGGAGCUGUUCCCUGUGGAGCUGGAGAAGGACUCCGAGGGCCUGGGCAUCAGCAUCAUAGGCAUGGGGGCUGGCGCAGACAUGGGCCUGGAGAAGCUGGGCAUCUUCGUCAAGACCGUGACUGAGGGGGGUGCGGCCCACCGGGAUGGCAGGAUCCAGGUGAACGAUCUCCUGGUGGAGGUGGAUGGAACAAGCUUGGUGGGCGUAACCCAGAGCUUUGCAGCCUCCGUGCUCCGGAACACCAAGGGCCGUGUGAGGUUUAUGAUUGGCCGGGAGCGGCCAGGCGAGCAGAGCGAGGUGGCCCAACUAAUUCAGCAGACUCUGGAACAGGAGCGAUGGCAGCGGGAGAUGAUGGAGCAGAGAUACGCGCAAUACGGGGAGGAUGACGAGGAGACAGGAGAGUAUGCCACAGAUGAGGAUGAGGAGCUGAGCCCCACAUUUCCAGGCGGCGAGAUGGCCAUUGAGGUGUUCGAGCUAGCAGAGAACGAGGAUGCCUUGUCCCCUGUGGACAUGGAGCCCGAGAAGCUGGUGCACAAGUUCAAGGAGCUCCAGAUCAAGCAUGCAGUGACUGAGGCAGAGAUCCAGCAGCUGAAAAGAAAGCUGCAGAGCCUAGAGCAGGAGAAGGGGCGGUGGCGGGUGGAGAAGGCCCAGCUGGAGCAGAGCGUGGAGGAGAACAAGGAGCGCAUGGAGAAACUGGAGGGCUACUGGGGUGAGGCCCAGAGCCUGUGCCAGGCUGUGGAUGAGCACCUGCGGGAGACCCAGGCCCAGUACCAGGCCUUGGAGCGCAAGUACAGCAAGGCCAAGCGCCUCAUCAAGGACUACCAGCAGAAGGAGAUUGAGUUCCUGAAAAAGGAGACAGCACAGCGCCGGGUUCUGGAGGAGUCAGAGCUGGCUAGGAAGGAAGAGAUGGAUAAGCUCCUAGACAAGAUCUCAGAACUGGAAGGAAACCUGCAAACACUGAGGAAUUCCAAUUCUACUUAACAAGAAUCAUUCCUUGACUGGAAAAUAAUCCCCUCCCAUUGUCCUCCCUCCCCUGUCCUCAAUACUUCACCCCCACUCCCUACCAGCCUGGGGACAGGUGCCCCAAUUCCCCCACCCCUCCACCCUACUUCCCCAAGCUUCAGGGACCAGAGGGCCCAUUGCACAGGCUCCCUUAAAGAGGCCUGGGCAGAGAGAAGUAGCUGGAAGGAUGGCCUCCUUCUUGUCUCAUGGGUCUGAGUCACAGAGGCCAAGGGAGGCCAAGGGCUGGCCUGGGGUGGUAGGUGGACACAAGGACCUGCAGACCAAACUGCCAGACUUUACAGCCUCCAGCCUUUGUCUCUGGACUGGCAUGGGUGUGGGGGCUGUCCCAGCAUCUCACCACCUGGAGGCUGCUCCCUGCCCACGGGGCUUCUGGGUUGCCCCUGGGCUUCUUGACCCUUCCCCUUCUCCCAUCAUUGUGCUGUCUCUGUUGCAGUCUGACUCUCCUGCUGGGAGGGGUUGCCUCCACACCUCCUUCCAUCCUUGUCCCCCCUCCCAGGAGGGAGGAAUUGAGUCCACCCUAGAGCCUGGCCCUGCACUGAUUUCUCAUGUAUCCUUCAGGAAAAGGGGAGUGAGAGCAGGAAAGGGGGAAAGUCCAGAACACUUGGUCCCCAGCUCCCCUUUUCUGGGGGCAGCAGCCCUCAAUUCUCCUUGUGCCUCCUGGCCCCCAGGUGCCAAAUAGCCAUAACUUCCUCCUCCUAGAACUGUUCUGCAGCCUCUCUGGGGUCCAGGCUUCCUGGCCAAGCUUGGGACAGUGCCAGGGAGGAGAGGAGGUUAGCUUAGGGGGCCUGGCUGCAGAGCCCCUGGUCUUAGGCAAGGGUAACAUUUCUCCCUGGUGAGCCAGGCGCUGCCCUGCCCUGUCCUGUCCAGGGCCACACCUGGAAGCCUUGUACUAACAUCACAGAGAUUCAGCCUCACCCCACCCACACCCAGUUUUCCAAUGUUUUGACUGGAGGGCAAAUUUUACUACUCAUCUUUUUGGAGACCAGGGCUGCCUUGCUGGCAGCCUGCUUUCUAAGUGAAAUCAACUCCGUUUCCUCACUUUAACCCCAAAUUGGGGCUUGGACCAAGAGAUACUCCCCCAGGGCCCUUCCCUUUUCAGAAUCCAUCACUUAUUUUGCCCCUUCCUCAUGCCCCUGUUCCAGCCUGGGUUUUUCAUUUUUUAAAAAUAACCCCGUUCCAUCCGUUUUGGCUUUUCCUCGUUCCCUGUAAAUAGGCCAUGCCGUCGAUCAGUAUUUCUCGCCCCCGCCCCCUUCCUGCCCCCCGGACGUGCCCCUAACCCUGGAAAGAGCUGGCUGGCUGAGUCCGCGGGCCGGUGCGCUUCACCUCCGCCGUCCUGGCAGAUGGAGGGGGCGGGGCUGCGUGGAGCUUCCGGUUUUUCGGGCUGGCGGCAGCCCCUGCCCCGCCCUCCGUAGGACCGCGUCUCUGUAUAUAAUAUAUAUAUAUAUGUAUGUAUUGUUCCCGGUUUUGUACGGACCAUGCCCUCUGUCAGGUCGUCCCCAUAAAAGCAGCCCCAGA
Messenger RNA from Manis pentadactyla (Chinese pangolin), 4501 nucleotides. It is a transcript of the gene PPP1R9B, whose product is annotated as protein phosphatase 1 regulatory subunit 9B. Gene Ontology annotation, molecular function: actin filament binding. Bases 491 to 2944 code for a protein of 817 amino acids. The record is from RefSeq and is a predicted model, not a curated record. NCBI's taxonomy places the organism in Eukaryota, Metazoa, Chordata, Mammalia, Pholidota, Manidae. The transcript is spliced from 10 exons. Gene Ontology annotation, cellular component: dendrite; actin cytoskeleton; cytoplasm. Gene Ontology annotation, biological process: neuron projection development; actin filament organization; calcium-mediated signaling.